This is a messenger RNA of Bacillus rossius redtenbacheri, 1678 nucleotides long. Its product is annotated as transmembrane protein 185B. The record is from RefSeq and is a predicted model, not a curated record. Lineage: Eukaryota; Metazoa; Arthropoda; Insecta; Phasmatodea; Bacillidae. The coding region runs from base 165 to 1211 and encodes 348 amino acids. The transcript has 6 exons.
AAAGCGUCGAAUAUUUGUAUUUAAUUUAUUUUGAAACAUUUAAAAUGUCUAGGGUGCUGUGUUAGUUUACAUUUUAGUUUGGCUAUUUUCACGUUGUGGAAUGGGCGAUUAUAUCGUUUAGUUAAAUCAAGUCAAAUGUUAUGCUGUUAAAAUGAUUUAGGAACAUGAAUCUUCAAACUCUAUUUCAGGAUUUUAAUCCUAGCAAAUUUUUAGUCCACGUGUGUCUUAUGAUAUUUACUGCCUUAUUCGCUCUGCGCUUGGAUGGUGAGCUUACCUGGAGCUAUUGGACCAUAUUUAUUCCAAUAUGGUUCUGGAAGUUUAUGGUUAUCCUAGGUGCUCUUGUUGGAAGUUACGUCUGGUGGAGGUAUCCACAUUUCAGGUUGGAAGGAGAAGCAUAUGUCCAUUACAAAGCAAUGCUUAUUAGUCUUGCUCUUCAUCUCAUUCUUCUUAUGUUUGAGUUAUUGGCAUGUGACAAAUUGGAGUCUGGAAGACAUCUGUGGAUAUUGGUUUUCAUUCCACUGAUAUUUAUAUCUAUAGUAUCAAUUGCAGUCUGCAUUUGGGCUGUCAAACAUGAUCGCUCGUUUGAGUUGGAGUUGUUCUGUUCUGUGAACAUUCUUCAGUUUAUAUUUCUGGCCCUUCGUUUGGAUGGUUUCAUCUCGUGGAGCUGGGAAGUUGUAUUUGUGCCUCUUUGGAUUCUCAUGUGUCUUUCUUCAGUUGGAGUGCUAUACACAAUCAUUUUUGCUGGAAUUUUACUUCGUGCUCCUGAAGUGAAUCCACAACAGAGAAGAACAUCUUUCAAUUCUGCUGUUGGUUAUACUUUCCUAGUCAUACCAGUACUUAUUUUCCAGGUUCUUCUUACUAAUAAACUUGAUGAAGAUAUAUCAUUGAGUUAUGUUGGUGUUGUAUCACCAUUAUUCAUCUCCUAUUUCACACUUAUCCUGAUGUCAUUUGGUGCAAAAGGAGGAAACAGAUGGUGGUUUGGUAUACGUAAAGACUUCUGCCAUUUUCUGUUAAGUUUAUGUCCCUUUCUUCAAGAGUAUGCAAACAUAGCAUAUAAUUUACAAAAUGAUGGAGUGAAUGGUAGAGCACAAAAUACAACAGAAAAUGCAAGUACUGCGCCUUGCAUUGACUCAAAAUCCGAAAAAAGAAUCAAGAAAACAGAACUUCUAAAGCCUGUAGUACCAGUUGUGUCAAUAGAUACACCUGACUGAAAAUUUUUCUAUUUGGAAACCGCAGUGUACGUAGAAAGAUUGAAUAUCAGUAUUCUGAACUGAACAUUUUAUGAGGCAUAUUGUUUCUGAUAAUCAUUAAAUUUUAUGAUUGUUGCAUUUUGUAACUGCUGCAGUGGUCUCAGCUCAUCCUGGUGGUGAUGUGUGAUAAACAUUUAACUGGCUUAAUUGUAUUGUUUUAUAUGUUGCAUAUGAAAUAAUGACAAUAACAGUUUCACUUAAUAAGACAAUAACUCUAUGUUGUAAGUUUUUGAACAAUUUUUUAUGUGUUGUAGAUGUGUCUUUAGGCUUGCUUUCUGUACAUAGCCAGCCUAUAGUAACUGUUUUGUAGUUCAUUCCAGAAAUAUUUUUCUAAAUCUUAAAAUGUUAGAAACUAGAAGUGAGAGUGAAUGCUGAAAAUGGUUGGAUUACAAAAUAUGUUGACUAAAAGCAUAUAAGCAGUCAAUGAA